Messenger RNA from Lycium ferocissimum, 883 nucleotides. Its product is annotated as NDR1/HIN1-like protein 13. Lineage: Eukaryota; Viridiplantae; Streptophyta; Magnoliopsida; Solanales; Solanaceae. Gene Ontology annotation, cellular component: plasma membrane. The record is from RefSeq and is a predicted model, not a curated record. The coding region runs from base 5 to 766 and encodes 253 amino acids. The transcript has 2 exons.
CACUAUGGCUGAUCGUGUACAUCCUCAAGAUUCACCACCUUCAUCAAAUAACUCCAGUGAAGCAAAGCCUGUGCCAACCCCAGGAACGUAUGUAGUUCAAGUACCAAAGGAUCAAAUAUACCGGUAUCCUCCACCAGGGAAUGCUCGUCAUUACGAAUCUCUUACAAAACGGAAGCCUCACCGGAGUUGCUGUUGCCGGUGCCUUUGCUACACUUUCUCUCUUCUUCUCAUCCUCAUUAUCGCUCUAGGUAUCACUGUUGGCGUUCUCUACCUCAUCUUCCGCCCUGAAUCACCCAAGUAUUCUAUCUCCGACUUCACCAUUAAGAACUUCAACCUAACAUCAUCAUCAUCUCCCGUUUCGCCACAAUUCAACGUCACUGUCCGAGCUGAAAAUCCUAACAAUAAAAUCGGAGUUUACUACAGAAAAGGAAGCUCAAUGACCGUUGUCUACUCCGACGUUAGCUUAUGUAACGGUGAAUUACCCGCAUUCUAUCAGCCAACGAAUAAUGUAACUGUUUUUAAGACAGCAUUAAAAGGAUCAAAUGUUAUUCUUGGAAAUGCCGUUAAGACAGAGUUAAGGAAUGAACAAAUGAAAGGGAAAGUGCCGUUUAAGGUGAAUAUUAGAGUGCCUGUUAAGGUUAAGGUUGGAGCUGUUAAGUCAUGGGAAAUUAUUGUUAAGGUUAAGUGUGACAUAAUAGUGAAUGCUUUAACAGCAAAAUCUAAGAUAGUUUCUAAAGAUUGUAAAUAUAGUGUUAGGUUCUGGUAGACUGUUUGUAAACACAUCUUAGCCAUUUUUUGUAUUUAUUAUUAUGUAGUGAUAUUAUAUGAUUCUUUUCUUUUUUGUUACAGAAAAUUGGUUUAUAUAAUAAACCGAAAAUUUUAU